Messenger RNA from Salvelinus sp. IW2-2015, 1427 nucleotides. Its product is annotated as tRNA methyltransferase 10 homolog A-like. Gene Ontology annotation, biological process: tRNA N1-guanine methylation. The record is from RefSeq and is a predicted model, not a curated record. Gene Ontology annotation, molecular function: tRNA binding; methyltransferase activity. Gene Ontology annotation, cellular component: nucleus; cytosol; nucleoplasm. NCBI's taxonomy places the organism in Eukaryota, Metazoa, Chordata, Actinopteri, Salmoniformes, Salmonidae.
CCUAGAUCUUUGGCUAGCGGCAGAGCGUCAUUAAUUGUGCGACUGUGCAGUGUUUGCUGAAGAGGACACAUUGUGGGACAACGGAAAAAGCUAGUAGUAGCGACAACCAGGCAGUUUGCUACAGAAGCAAAAACACACAACCAAUGUCCAGCGAAUAUUUAACACCGUCAAAGGAGAAGAAUGAUGUUGCCAGUGCCACAGAGAAUAAAGAGGGACAGAGCAGUGCUUAUAAAAAAGAAACCGAGACUCUCUCAAAAAAACAGAGGAAGAAGCUUAUGAGGCACCAGAAAUGGGAAGAGGAGAGGAAUCUUCGCAAGCAGAAGCGGAAGGAGAAGAGGCAGAAGAGGAGCCUUGAGAGGAAGAACCAGGGGGAGGAGGGAGGGGAGUUUGUGGGCCGGAAGCGUUUGAGGAAAGAGGUGACGACCAGUAGCCCCCUGAGACUGGUGAUAGACUGCAGCUUCGACAACCUCAUGAUGUUUAAGGAUGUGAGGAAGCUCCAUAAACAAAUCCAGAGAUGUUAUUCAGUUAACAGACGAGCGGCGCACCCUGUUCAGUUUUAUUUAACCAGCCUUGGUGGACAGCUGAAGCAAAACAUGGAUAAGACUGAUGAAGGAUGGGUUAACUGGAAGGAUAUAACGGUGAAAACAGAGGCGUACCAUGAGGUGAUGGCCAAGGAGGAGCUGGUGUACUUGACCUCUGACUCUCCCAAUGUGCUGACAGAGCUGGAUGAAACCAAGGCCUAUGUCAUCGGAGGCCUGGUGGACCACAACCACCACAAGGGCAUCACCUUUAAACGGGCUCAGGAGCUGGGGAUCGACCACGCACAGCUCCCACUGAACAGCUUUGUCAAGAUGAACAGCCGCAAAGUGCUGGCGGUCAACCACGUGUUUGAGAUCAUGCUGGUGUACCUGGAGAAGGGGAACUGGCAGGAGGCCUUCUUUACUGUCUUGCCUCUAAGGAAAGGGGCCAUGCCCCUGGGCCAGGAGGGCACAGCCACAGAAGAUGAGGAGGAGGAAUCUGACAGAGACUCAGACACAGCAGAGACAGUCACACCGAACACAACGGGCAACAAACAGGACCAACAGUAGAACGUACAGGGAGGACAGGACACACUGCAGUCGGAAGACGCCCCUAAAUGUGCAGCAUAGCUGUGUCCUAAUAUGAAUUAUCGAUUGCAAAAUGGUUGAUUUAGUGAGUUUUUAAAAUAUUUUUUUUUGCAGAAUUAUAGAUCCUUUAUAGUCAAUGUUUUGCUGAUAUCAAAUUUCUGUUUUCAUCUUUAUUUAAUGGAAGAUAUAUUACUUGGAGUGCUUAUAUUAAGUGAACAAGUUGUACUCAUCUGCAGUUCUAUGUUCUACCUUAUAACCUGUUGUUGCUGCUCUGCAGCAAGCCUUGUAUUGUGUUUUAUUAAAAAGUCAUUUUUACUUACA